GCCGGUUGGUCCCAGCCCGAGAGUGAGGCAAGUGGCCGUCGACUGCCCGGUCGUGUAUGUGUGUGUGUGUGUGUCUCGUGUGUCCCGGUUAAUACCCUCUCUUAUAAUACAUGUGGUUGGCUCACCUGAAGGCCAAAUAUGGGCGCGUACCUCUCGGAGCCGGUGACGGAGAAGCUGAGUAGCGACGAGGCCGGCACGUGGCUGAGUUAUGGCGCCAGUUCCAUGCAAGGAUGGCGGGUCUCUCAGGAGGAUGCCCACAAUUCGAUCUUAGAUUUUGACAAGGAAGCUCACCUUUUUGCUGUGUAUGAUGGGCACGGGGGACACGAAGUGGCUGCGUACACGGCACUCAAGUUACCAGAUUUUCUAAAGAAGUCAGCAGCUUACCAGAAGGGCAAUAUUUCGCAAGCUCUUACAGAGGCUUUUCUGGAAUUUGACGCGACGCUUGUGAAGGCUGAGGUGGUUACCAUCCUCAAGCAGAUUGCAGGUGCAAAGGAUGAGGAUGACGACGAAGACAAUUCUGAAUCUGAAAGUGAAGAAGUGGACAACCUAUAUCGUGAGGCAACGAUGCCUCUUGAUGAGGUCAUUGCCAAGUAUGCAGAAAACCCACAACUUAACAGAUGUAAAAAAGAUAAGAAAGAAAAGGGAGUUUCUCCAUUUCUGAAGGCAAAGAGCAGUAGUGGUCCAAAAGAUUCUGGAGAACCAAUAAAACUUGAUCUUGAAGAUGAGGAGCCAAAGUUAACAGCUGCACAAUCUUCAGUCUCAGAUGAAAAAGAACACAGUGCAGAGGAUACAAAAACAAAUUGUGAUGGUGACCAAAAUGGUACUAAAACCGAGACUGAUGUUGAGAUGAAUGGAGAAGACACACAACAUAUGGUAAAUGGUGAAGGGGGUGAGGCCAAUGGUGAAGAAACAAAGAAAACUAAAUCAGAUACAGAAGACGACAAAGUAGAGGAGUGUACUGUUGAAAAUGGUGACGCAAUUGUAAAUGGUGAUGAAGAGCAGGAAGCAGGAAAAGGUAAAGGUGGCAAAGGUCACAAGGGUGGUAAAGGCAAAGCUAUUUUGAAAAAUUCCGAGGUACAAGCAAUGAAAGCAGCAAAGGCAAAAGAAAGAAGAAGGGAAGCCGCAAUUAAAGCUGCCGAGAUAUACCGAAAAAUUCAGGAGGGCGCGUCUGAGGAGGACCUAAGUGACGAAGAGGAGGAUGAUGAUAAUUUCGAAGAUGAGGGCGGUGAAGAGGAAGAGGGGGAGGAAGAUGCUGAAGGUGAGGAAAGUGAGGAGGAAGAGGAGGAGGAUGUUGAACCUGAGGAAGAUGAGGAUCCCUAUACAGAAUUUGCUAUGAAUAUGAAAGAGGAGCCUGGGUUUGACAGUGGUUGUACAGCUUGUGUGGCACUUAUUAAAGAAAAUGAACUGUACGUAGCCAAUGUUGGUGAUUCCCGAUGUGUUGUAUCAAGAGAUGGAAAGGCCAUAGAGAUGAGUCUUGAUCACAAACCUGAAGAUGACCCAGAGGCUGCGCGAAUUAUCAAGGCUGGUGGAAGAGUAACAGCUGAUGGGCGUGUUAAUGGAGGGCUCAACCUGUCACGAGCAAUUGGUGAUCAUGGGUAUAAACAAAGCAAAAAUUUGACCCCUGAAGAACAGAUGAUCAGCCCUCUACCUGAUGUACGUUCUAUGACUUUGGAACCCAAAGAUAGUUUUAUGAUUGUUGCUUGUGAUGGAAUCUGGAAUUCCCUCUCCUCUCAGGAAGCCUGUGAUUUUGUUGCGGAGAGACUUUCCGAGGAUAAGAAACUAUCGGCAAUUUGUGAGGAACUGUUUGAUCACUGCCUUGCUCCGGACACCCAUGGGGAUGGCACUGGCUGUGACAAUAUGACCUGUAUCAUUGUUAAGUUCAAAGAUUUGAAAGUGCAAUCAUUUGGACGCAGUAAGAGAAACUCAGAACAGGCGGGCAAUGACAGACCUACACAAGAUGAAAAGAAAGUCAAAAGUGAUGGUGAAUAAUGACCAUUUUUUCAUAGGAGAUUUUUAUUUUCUAUUUUAUUUUGAGGGGUGGGAACUGGGGAGGGAGGUGGGGUAUUAAUUCUAGACCUUUAUGUGAGUGACCUUAUGGGACACGGACUUGAAGACCAGCAAUCUGGUUCUGUGCAUCAUGCCUCAGCGGUGAGAAGUGAAUGUCAUUUUGAACUGUCGAGUGUUUCACUGCUUUUGGAUGAUGUGAAAUGUGGCUUAAAGACCUAUUCCUAAAUUAUCAGUUUUUAGGUUAUGUCAAGGUGAAACCUUAGGGUGAAGAAUGUUUGAAGGUGACCCAAGGUGUUUUGUUAGUGCUGAAACAUAAUGGAUUAUGAAGAUUAUGAACAAGAAAAAAGUAAUUUUUAAACAAAGAACUAACUGUUACAACUCAAGUUAACAUUCUGGUGAAUUUAUUUUAAACCAUAUUUUUAUUAGAUCUGGAUGUUAGAUAAAAGAUUAUUAUAGUACCCAAUUUUUAUGGAGUGUUGACAGGUGCUAUGGAAGUUGAUAUAUUGAUCUGGUAAAUCCCUGCUUACUUCAUUCUUCUUGUAAUGUAUUACUGAUAUGCAGGAUAUAUAAAGUAAAUUGUUUUAAUUUUUGGUUAACUGUGAACACCUCCAGUAAUUCAAACAUCAGUCCAUGUACAUUUGUGUACAUGUGGUGAAACCCAGUUUUCAUAUGUAAAUUAAAGAUAUCUGUUAAAAUUUUUGAAUAUAUGCUCAAAAUGAUGAGUUUGUUUUGUUAUUUUUAGGUUUAAACCCGAGGUAAUACGUUUUGGGAACACUUUGCCGAACGUAUUUUAAAAUUUAUAUUUUAACUUUCGUUGAUAGUUUGGAUCACCUCGCGGUUACACAUUAGUAUUGUGUUAUGACGAUGUCUUUAGCACAAGUGUUUUUCUCACAGCAUCUCUAUUCUAAGAAUCUAGAGAUAAAUCAGUGCACCUGCAUCCUUGGUAACUGCCACUGGCUUGGCAUGAUGUGCGUUCCUAUGCAGAUAUUUUCAAGUACAAGUGCGUAAGAAUGUAAUUUAAGUACUCAUUUGAAUGUGACACAGGAUUUGCCGUGUGCAUAAUUCUUGUGGAUUUACUAGCGUAUGAAAAUGAUAGUUCUGAUUUUAAUUUAUCAGAACUAAACGUGACUAUGCAGUUUGUGUACCAAGUGUAAAAGUUCUGUAACUUGUUAUUUUAUUAAAAACUUGACACUGCCCUGUGAAGUAGAGAGAAAGUGAGUGUAUUGCAAGAUUUCUUGGAACCACAUCUAUAUCUGUUAUAUUACAGGAACAAGCUAACGUGCAAGAGUAGGUUUCUUGGUUUUCCGUUUAAUUGGAACUUAAAUCUUUACUAAAUAUCAUCAUGUAUGAUGGCUGUGGUAAAUUUAGUUUUAAUAGAGCAUUUUAUCUUUUAUAUUUGUAACUGUAAAUUGUCCUUGCAGAUUGAUUUUGUAAACAAGAUAUCAACUAAACUUGCCAUCAUGUCAUGAAAACACUUGAGUUGUCAUCCUAAGGUUCCACAUUGAGGGUGUACCAAAAGGAUAGAUUGCUGCUACGAUAUGUGCUGCUGUUGGCUAUAGUUAGUUUACACACACAAGUACAAAUUAUCUAAGCAUUACACAUUGGAAAUCUGUUUUUUUGUUGGAAUUACAGCUUUCUAAAAGUUAUGUGCAUAGAUCUAGUAUCAUGCAUAUUUUUUUCUACCAUGGAUAAGUAAAUGGAAAAAUUAUUUUAGAAUGAAGCUUUUUCCCAUAUUUGUGAUAUUAAUAUUUCAUUUCAUUAUAGGAAGUAACUAUCACAAAAGUUCUUGCUUUUCCAGUUGAAUAAAUGCCUAAACAGAAAUAUAGGAAGUAGAACUUUGCCUAUUUGUAAUAAAUUCUUUCAUUCA
Procambarus clarkii (red swamp crayfish) is the source of this 3874-nucleotide messenger RNA. Its product is annotated as protein phosphatase 1G. The record is from RefSeq and is a predicted model, not a curated record. Gene Ontology annotation, biological process: protein dephosphorylation. NCBI's taxonomy places the organism in Eukaryota, Metazoa, Arthropoda, Malacostraca, Decapoda, Cambaridae. Gene Ontology annotation, molecular function: protein serine/threonine phosphatase activity; cation binding.